GUCCAGGGAGUGGCGGUAAUUAUCAGUGCCGUUUUGGCUUCCCCGGCCCGGGACGCCCUCGGAGGACGGCCCGAGUCGCAAAACCGCGCGGCGGCCCCGAAUCCCCACGCACUCGCCGUGCGGCGCGGUCGCCACACCGCUUGGGGUCUCCCAUUGAGCUGGCUCGCACGUUUACAUCCGUCUGGGGCCCGGGCAGAGGCGCCGGCCUCUGCGCGGCGCGCGGCGCCCGCGGGGGCGGCCGUCGCCGCGCGGCCGCCGGAGCCGGCAGCGGCACACGGCGCGGAGCGGAUGCACGUCUGGGUCAUGUGGGACUUUCCCAACGGGGUGCCGACAACCUACCGGCUGAACGUGCGAAGUUGGCUACGCCACGCUAACGCCGAGCAGUUCGACCUACACCUGGUCAAUUCCACCAGCAUCAGGGACUGGCUCCCAGAUCUGCCAGUGGAGUACGACAUGCUCUACCAGCAGGCGAAGAGCGAUUUUCUGCGGGCUGCAAUGCUGGCAACUUACGGCGGAGUCUACAUGGACGGGGACAUGAUAUUGAACGAGGACCUGGAGAUCGUGUUCAAGGAGUUGCUCUCGGGAGAGGCCGAGGUGAUGCCAUACCUGUUUGGCGCCCAGGCCUGCAGGAAGAGUUUCUCGACCAACUUUAUUGCCGGCUCCAAGGGCAACAGGCUGAGCAGCGGCUGGUACAGGCGGGUGCUUGAGAAGCUCAACUCCACCUGCCGAGACUGGAUGAAGCCGGGCGACAACGGGGCUUCUGACGGCAAGAACAGCUACGGCUGCUGUUACAAUCCCGACGGCACGCGCCGGAAGAAGUGCUACAUCAGCUUCGGCGGGAUCGGGGACGACUCUGCGCACGAGGUGAUGCGCGAGCCGGGCGGGCAGGAGGUCCGCGUGAGCUGCAUCCCUCAGGACCGCGGGAUGGCCGCGGAGAAGAACGGUUGCGCGGGCGAGCUGCUGUGGAAGCGGCUGCUGCCAGGCCCUCCCGCCGGCUUCGCGCUGGGGGAGGGGAAACGGAGGCCGUGGGGCGACGUGCCCAAGCCCGACAAGAAGUGGGAGGCCUGCUGGCCAGGGCUCGGCUCCGACCUGGAGUGCACGCAGUCGGGCAUCUACCGCGGCUUCUUCGGGCGGGUCGGCUACCACCUCUUCAACAACAUCAACUCGGACUUGCUGAGGGGGUUCGAGACAGAGGAGAGGCGCUGCUGCAGUCCGAGUCCGUGGUCGCGGAGAUCUACCGCCGGGCCGUGCAGGGCGAGCAGCCUCGCCCGGACCCGCGGCUGGCGGCGCUCUUCCCGCACGGCAUCGCCCGGUGGAGCAUCCCCGCCGGCAAGGCGGCCGAGCUGGCGAGGUGGUCCGCCACGCCGGGGGGGGGGUAGGCUGAGAGGGAACCUAUCCCGUGUCCGUGGGGGGGUCGCGGAUUUCCGCCGCCGAGCGAGGCGGCAGCGGCCGCAUUCUGGGGAGGGCACCUCCCCCGAUCCAUGGAUUUGGCGACCGUGCGCCAAAUCCAUGGAUCGCUAAUCCAUGUGUGCGCGCCCUGGCACUGGGGUCGCGCUCGUGGCCUCGGCCGAGCUGGCCUGGCACGGAGGCAGGUCCGCGCAGACCUCCGCAGGUGUGUGCUUGUGCAGUUUUCUCUUGUUCUGGCCCAGCAGCUGAAGAUGCCCUGGCUGGCGAACCGGUCGGACCGAUCCUACGAGCUCCGCGCGGCGCCCGACCAGAA
This is a messenger RNA of Prorocentrum cordatum, 1720 nucleotides long. NCBI's taxonomy places the organism in Eukaryota, Dinophyceae, Prorocentrales, Prorocentraceae. The record is from the annotation of a GenBank genome assembly.